Messenger RNA from Polypterus senegalus (gray bichir), 1325 nucleotides. Its product is annotated as apolipoprotein L3-like. Bases 91 to 963 code for a protein of 290 amino acids. Gene Ontology annotation, cellular component: extracellular region; membrane. Lineage: Eukaryota; Metazoa; Chordata; Cladistia; Polypteriformes; Polypteridae. Gene Ontology annotation, biological process: lipid transport; lipoprotein metabolic process. The transcript is spliced from 3 exons. The record is from RefSeq and is a predicted model, not a curated record. Gene Ontology annotation, molecular function: lipid binding.
CCUCGAAGAUGUCAAUGUAGUGUUUCCCAGUUCUUCCUUGUCUUUGUGGGUUCUUCUGUCACUUCCACAAACACAUGCAGGGUUUUGAAUAUGUCACCAGAAGAGAUGGAUCUUUUUCUGCAAGAAUAUGGAGAGCAUUAUGACUUAUUCAUGGAAGAUCUACCUAGGCUUUCAACAGAGCUGUAUGAUUACUUGAGCCAGAUGGAAAAGAUUGCAGAUGGCAUGGAUGAGGUCCAGAAGAACACCACCAUUGGGAACAUAGUCAGCAGCUCCGUUGGUGUGCUAAGUGGUGUUUUGACCAUUGCUGGGCUGGCCCUGGCUCCUCUCACAGCGGGUGGAUCCACAUUACUUGCUGCAAUGGGAACAGGACUAGGGACAACCAGUGGAGUUGGAGGGCUCCUCAUUGGCUUAGCAAAGUCUGUUCUCCAUUCCAAUGAAGAAAAGAUGAUCAAUGACAUAUUGAAGAAAUAUCUAACAGCCGCCCAUCCUGUUAUCCUGCUGGCCAAAGGAGAGGAUACGACUACAUGCACGGAUCUCUUUGAUCAGCAAGAAAUUGAGGACAUUGUAAAAUCAAGGAUUAGCACAUUUAAAAACCACGGAAAAAGCUUUGCAGAGAUAGGUGACUGUGUCAAGGCUUAUAAGGCUAUCCAAGCAAAGCCAAGUCUGGGAAAAACGGCAGAACGCUUGUGUAAGGUCGACGGCACUGUUCGGAAAACAAGACAGGCAAACAGGGUAAGGAAGAUGUUAAAGGGAACACCUGUAACCCUCUCAAGGACCACCAGGAUAAUGAAUGGCGUGACGAGUGCUGCAUUUAUUGGAAUGGAAAUCCAAUCUAUUUAUCAAGACAGCAUUAAUCUGUCAAAUGGCAGCAGGAGUGAAGCUGCUCAGAUUAUUAGGGAGAGAGUGGAGAUUCUGAGGGAAGAACUAGAUGAGUGCCUACUCAUUCUACAACAUAACUGGUAAUCAAUUAGAAAGAUUGAACUUAAAAUCAAAAAAGUUAAAUGUUAUUGGAAACCAUCAACUCAUGAAGAUUAAAAAAAAAUGUUAUGAUUCUUGUGAUCCUGUUCAAUCCUGUUUAAGCAAAUAUUAGCUCAGAGUGACAAUCCACAAUGAAGCCCAUCUGUGGCUGGGCCUACUAAUGUCUAUAAGAACUGACAUUCUGAGAAGAUGCUGACAAGUUGAGAUCUGAGCUAACUUUGUUUUCCUUAUUACUCAUAUAAAAAACAAAACCUCUAAUAACAGAAUCGAGUUUUAGAAACCAAAAGGGUUUUAAUAAAAAUGAGAAUACUCUGAAAAGAGUUGGAAGGAUAUUCUUUUUAACUCUA